ACAGAUGGCCUGGCCGAGGUCUGGAGCGUUCAGGUAGAUCACGGUUGGUAGACUUUCGAAAGUAAUGAGGCCUGCUAUUCUGGCAUCGUCCUGGGAAUCCUUUCAGCUGCAAAGAUAUCCAAGAGCCGAUUUCGAACGCCGCAGUCCAUGCUAAUAUUGUCCCCUCAAUCUCCCAAAUUUGAUUCUCAACAUGGUUUUACCGCACGUUUUUCUGUUGGAGAAACCAGAAUUGUAAAAUGGACACAUGAGAUGAGAAGAGGACGAGAUUUGGUCGAAAAAGGAGCCGAUUAAACCCCAAGCUGUUCCAUUUUUUGUGCCUACCGAUUGAAAGGAGCCUUGGUUAAAUCAAUAAAUCCAGGAGGCAACAUGAGGAAGUGCAGCCCGUGGACGUUUCUCCCUGUUAUGUAUUCUGUCUUCACAGCGGCCGGACUGUGGGUUGUGUACUUCAUAGCUGUUGAAGAUGAAAAAAUAACACCUCUAAGCUCGGAAUACAAACGAUCUGGAUCAAAGUCCCCCCCUUACAUUAGCAUUGCAGGCAACGCUCCACCGGCCAGCUGUGUGUUUAGUCAGAUCAUGAACCUGGCAGCAUUUGUGGGAUUCAUCAUCGGAGUCCUCAGAUAUCUUCAGUUGAAGCCCAGAGUGCACAAACCUUGGCUGAACAUUAGCAGUCUGGUGGCCAUGUCCCUGGCCUGUUUCGGAAUGACCCUGGUAGGAAACUUCCAGCUGUCUAGUGACGAGGAGAUCCACAAUAUUGGCACGUCCAUGACGUUUGGGUUGGGAACCCUGUUCUGCUGGGUGCAGUCGUUCAUCACCGUCAAGGUGAACUUGAGGAACGAGGGCAGGAGGGCAUGCAUCCCUCGCUUCCUCUUGUCUGGUGCCGUCACUGCCUGCAUGUUGCUGUACUUUGUGCUGAUGGCCCAGCGCCUCCACAUGCACGCGGCGCGGGCGCAAUGGGCUCUGGUCAUGUUCUUCCUGGGCUUCCUGGGUACCUUUGCCAUCGAGUUCCGCCACUACCACUUUGAGAUCGUCUGCACGGACGACCGUGACCCUCCCCUCAGUCUGUCCGAAACCUUCUCCGAAGUCUCAGAGUACCAGUCAGACCAACUAUAGUGUCGGGAAAAACGAUGCUCUAAAAAGUUGUCUUUUAGUCAUCUCACAUGUCUGGGGAUUUGAGAUUCGAUGCUGCAUCUAUCGUUCUAGAGAUCAGAACUAAAAACUGUAAAUCUGUCAGAAUCUGGUGUUUUUUCCUCACCAGUGUUGUCAUGGAUAACCCCUGUAGCAUAUCCAUGGUACUGUAGCUGUUGCCUACGGGUUGACAUUAGUUACUGAUUCAGCCUCCGAGCACUGCAUGUCUGUCUGCCUGUUUGAAUGUUAUCACUGAAACUGGAUGAACACGAUUUUUCUUUUCACAAGCACUCAAAUGUCGUACCCUUUGAAGAGCACAAAGGAGAAAAAUGUAUCUCCCAAUCACUGGUGGACUUCCUGAAACAUAUGAUUUGAAUGACGAUGCAUGAUCCAUGGAGACUCUCUAACCAAAUCUCGCUCAUACCGUGUAGACCUUUCUGACAUCUCCACUCGGGUGUACUGUGAGGGGAGUAAUGAGAACAUGUGGGUGGAUCACCAUCUUUCACGUCAAUCACGUCCACUAAUAGGACCACAUCAGAGUGGAUUUGGUCUUGUAAAUUUCCUUCCUGUUUAGCUACCUCUGUAGAACCAUGGAAACAAGCAAACAGGGAGCUCUGCCUCUAGGGCAAAAGAAAAACUAGUGGUUCAUCUCAGACAUGACAUUUUUUUUAUUCACCAGUCAUACAAUUUUGACCAUUUUGUAGUUCAUUAACAACCCGUACAUGACUAUCGUUACCGUGACCACCGACAUGCAUCUCAAUGAUGUUCUGUGCUUUGUAAAUAUUUCACAAUAAAACCUUGAAAGAACCUGUCCUACAGUCCUUGUUCUGUACACCUUAACAUGUUUCAAGAGGAAUACAUUUACUUCACUAUCUGUGGCAGACAUGAAAAACAAUCAGAGCUACAAAAAGG
This is a messenger RNA of Hypomesus transpacificus, 2037 nucleotides long. RefSeq names its product transmembrane protein 150C (gene tmem150c). NCBI's taxonomy places the organism in Eukaryota, Metazoa, Chordata, Actinopteri, Osmeriformes, Osmeridae. The record is from RefSeq and is a predicted model, not a curated record. Bases 367 to 1110 code for a protein of 247 amino acids. The transcript is spliced from 8 exons.